Candida dubliniensis CD36 is the source of this 693-nucleotide messenger RNA. RefSeq names its product ribulose-phosphate 3-epimerase. Gene Ontology annotation, biological process: carbohydrate metabolic process; pentose-phosphate shunt, non-oxidative branch; pentose-phosphate shunt. Gene Ontology annotation, molecular function: D-ribulose-phosphate 3-epimerase activity; metal ion binding. NCBI's taxonomy places the organism in Eukaryota, Fungi, Ascomycota, Pichiomycetes, Serinales, Debaryomycetaceae. Bases 1 to 693 code for a protein of 230 amino acids. Gene Ontology annotation, cellular component: cytosol. The transcript has a single exon. The record is from RefSeq and is a predicted model, not a curated record.
AUGGUUAAACCAAUUAUAGCUCCAUCGAUAUUAGCUGCUGAUUUUGCAAAUUUGGGUUGCAACUGUAAAAGGGUUGUGGAUACUGGGGAUGUUGAAUGGUUGCACUUGGAUGUGAUGGAUGGACACUUUGUUCCAAACAUUUCCUUGGGUCCCCCUAUUAUUAGCAGUUUAAGAAAACAGUUCCCACGAGAGAGUGAUAAGCCAAUUGUUUUUGAUUGUCAUAUGAUGGUUUCAGAGCCAGAUGAAUGGAUUGAAGAGAUUGCUAAAGCUGGUGGCGACUCGUACACGUUUCAUUUUGAAGCCACUAAAGACCCUGCAAGAGUAAUAAAGAAAAUCAAAGAGCACGGCUUGAAGGCAGCAAUGGCUAUCAAACCCAAAACCCCAGUUGAAGAGGUGUUCCCCUAUGCUGACGAUUUAGAUAUGGUAUUGGUUAUGACAGUUGAACCUGGGUUUGGAGGACAAAAGUUUAUGCCAGACAUGAUGCCAAAGGUAGAAACAUUAAGAGAAAAGUAUCCUGACUUGGAUGUUCAAGUUGAUGGAGGGUUGGGAAAAGAUACAAUCCAACCUGCUGCAGAUGCUGGUGCUAAUGUCAUUGUUGCAGGAACCUCAGUGUUCAAACCAGAAGACCCUAGACCAGUUGUCCAUUAUUUGAAAGAAACUGUGACUAAUGCUAUUCAAGCUAGAAAUAAGUAG